Messenger RNA from Venustampulla echinocandica, 1974 nucleotides. RefSeq lists its product as uncharacterized. The record is from RefSeq and is a predicted model, not a curated record. Bases 1 to 1974 code for a protein of 657 amino acids. The transcript is spliced from 3 exons. Gene Ontology annotation, cellular component: plasma membrane. Gene Ontology annotation, molecular function: potassium ion transmembrane transporter activity. NCBI's taxonomy places the organism in Eukaryota, Fungi, Ascomycota, Leotiomycetes, Helotiales, Pleuroascaceae. Gene Ontology annotation, biological process: potassium ion transmembrane transport.
AUGGGUUGCUCAGGCCGAGUCAAGGCCGACGAUAUCAGACCCGAACAGAAAUGGGAUUUCAUUGCAAGCAACCUUGUGCUAACGACUGAUUGGCAGAGUCUCAAUGAUUUCAAGACCACCGGCUGCUUCACGCCCUUUGCGUACGGAUACCUCUGGGUAUCGCUGCUCAUCUCCCUGGCCGUCUACGCCAUUGAUACCUUCACCGCCGUGAAUCUGCUCGCCUUCAACAAGUGGUCCGGUGAGAUCCAGCCAAAGAUCGAUUUCGACAUCUCCAAAUGGAUCUUCUCCGCCUGUAUCAUAGCCUCAUGGGUCAAUCUCGGCUUCGAGUAUGUUCGAGCCUUGCGCGUGGUUAAGAGGGGCGCCGUCGCUGAGAGUUUCUUGGAUACCUUGGCCGUGCGGAUACAAGCCGUCCGCCUGGGAAAGGAUAGGGGAUACAAGCGCUUCUUGGUCUUCGCCGAGUUGACCAAGAGUAAGAAGGGCGCCGAGUAUGUCGCUCUAUUCACCUAUUUCUCUUUCCAAUCUUGGAUCCGGAUCAUCUUCUGUCAAGGGCCGCGGCAAGUCGUCAAUGCCGUGACCCUGUACGCUGUGUUUGAAGCAAAAUUUGAAACCAAGAACGACGUCGGCUCCACCCUGCUCACUUUCUUCAAAAACAUUGGGCAUCUCGCGGAGCAGAGCCAUCAGCAGGCGGUUGUCCUUUCCGGAAUGGUCUUUACCCUUGUUGUCUGGGUUUUUGGCGCCCUCUCCCUCCUGCUCGCCCUUCUCUUCUACGUCUUCUUCCUCUGGCACUACAUCCCCAACCGGGAUGGCGGCUUAUCAGGCUACUGUGAGCGGAAGGUUGAGAAGCGUCUGUCCAGAAUCGUCUCCGCCAAGGUCAACAAGGCAAUCGAGGAAGAGGAGCGCAAGCGGCUGAAGGCGGAUGUCAAGGCAGCCAAAAAGGGUGAGAAGCCACAGUUCGGCCGCCAAGCGACCUUGCCGACUCUCUUCGAUCCCAAAUCAGACGACAAGCUCCCACAGAUGCCAAUGCUGAAUCGCAAUGAUACGAUGGCAACGUUACCUGUGUACAGCUCUCGUCCAGGCACGCCGAGUGGUCAACCUACGCUUCCAGCGUUCGAGCUCGACCAGCUGGAUCAGAAACGCCCCUCACCCACACGAAUUAUGACCGGCUCGUCCAACGCAAGCUAUGCAUCCAACGCCCCAUUGGUGGGAAAUGCGUCCGAGAUGGGGUACGGCCGAUCUGCUUCCCCCGCUCCAAGCUUGCGCACUGUACCUCAGCUAGGUACGAAUGGGUAUCCAGCUCAGCCGCAGCGAACGAUGACCUCGAGCUCGAACAAUAACAAUGGCCAAGGCAACCGUGGCCCACCUAGUGGGCCAUCGAUGAUGCCGAGUGCAUUUAGUGAUAGAGGCUACACCCAGAGCCCGGUUUCAUACACAGAAGGAAGAAAUACGCCGGCCGCAUCAUUAUCGAAUAGCCAAGGAAGCGUUGAUGGUUAUGGGCGUCCCAUGCCUCGGGCCGUAGGUGAGUUGCGGUCAAAUACGCCGCUUGGCCCUGCGCCGUCAAUGGGUCGACGGACCCCAUUUGAUCCCAAUGUUGCACCUGGCCGAUCAUCCCCGGCACCUGGAUCCAACUACGGCCGCAACUCUCCUGCACCAAAUCGUGAUAAUAUCGGCCCCACGAACGGCGGAUAUCAGUCAUUCAAUCCCGGCAUGCGGAGUGCGUCGACUGCUCCAGCAUCAAACUCAAUGCUUGGCCCUGGCCCUCCGCAGAGAAAUGCGACGGAUCCAAGUUCACGGGGACAUUCUGGAGAUGGGUACUACGGAAACUCCGGACCGCAGCGGCCCGGUACGGCUCAAAGCGGCCGGGGCAAUGUCGGAAACCAGAUCGCCCGGCUUGCGAGCCCUGCACCAUAUAAUAACGGUGGUAGUCCUGGCCCGUCGCCAAUGGGAUUUAAUAGCCCAGGAUAUAGAAGAAGUUGA